CAAAUAAUUGCAACGAUUCUAGCAGUCUUGUGUGUCCGAGACUUCCAAAUUGUUCCUCAGCUCUCUUACUGGAUGACACCAAUUAUGCUUUUCAGAUGCAUUGAUCCUAUAAUUUGUUCUAGCCAUGUUUUUAAGAAUUCGCUAUUCCUUCAGUCAAUGGCUGAAACCAUUGCACAGUUGCUCAUAUGGCACCUUUCUAAGAACCUUAACCACAACUAACUCUCCCGCCACCCCAACAUUUGACGCCAAAUUUGAAAAUGUUAGCCAACUGGAAAAGGCAAUUUCUCUCUUUUACGAUCUCAGCUUCCCACCUAAUUUCUCACUGCCAUAUGCUAGGCUUUUCCAAGCAUGCGCUCGCCACAAUAGACUCGACUUAGGCCAAGAUCUCCACCACCAUUUGCUCACCCAUGAAACCACCGAGGAUAUUGACUUGUACACUACCAACCACCUGAUUAAUAUGUCUGCCAAGUGUGGUGAUUUGUGUACUGCCUACCAGAUGUUCGAAAAAAUGCCUCACAAGAAUAUUUUCUCUUGGACUUCUUUAAUUUCUGGUUAUUCUCAACAUGGAAAAGUUGAUGAAUGUUUUAGUAUGUUUACCGAUAUGUUAGCUCACUGUAGGCCCAAUGAUUUUGCUUACACCAGCGUACUGUCGAUAUGUGAUGGUUUUAAGGGUAGGCAAGUGCAUGGAGUUGUUGUAAAAACAGGAUUUGGUGCAUAUGUCUAUGCAGCGAAUGCUUUGAUUACCAUGUACUGGAAGAGCAGAGAGACGGGAUUUUGCAGAAUUUACAGCAAUAGUGAGGAGGCUUGGAGGGUAUUUGACGGGAUGGAGUUCCGCAAUCUUGUAACUUGGAACUCAAUGAUUGCUGGAUUCCAAAUGCUGGGACAGUGUUCAAAUGCUGUUAAUUUUUUCAUCACAAUGUGUAGAGACGGUGUUGGGUUUGAUCGUGCUACGCUUGUAAGUGUCCUUUCUGCAUUUUCUGAAAAUAGUGAAUACGAAUAUGUUUCAAGCCUCAAGUCUUGUUUUCAAAUACAUGGUAUUGUUAUAAAGGCCGGGUUUAAGUUGGAUGUUGCAGUGGUGACUGUACUACUGAGUGCUUAUUCGAUUCUUGGAGGAGAGGUUGCUGAUUGUCAUAAGUUGUUUAUAGAGACUAAUGGGUGCCGAGAUGUUGUCUUAUGGACUGGUAUUAUCACUGCUUUUGCUGAUAGAAAACCUGGGGAAGCCCUUUUACUUUUUAAUUUGUUGCGCACAGAGGGGUUGAAUCCUGAUUGUUAUGCCUUUUCGAUUGUAUUAAAGGCUUGUGGAGGAUUUUCUAAUGACAAGCAUGCCCUGGCCGUGUACUGUUUAAUAACUAAAGUUGGUUUCACAAAUAACGUAGUUCUUCAGAAUGCUUCAAUUCAUGCAUUUGCAAGGUGUGGCUCACUUAGCCAAGCUGCGGUCAUCUUUGAUGAAAUGAGAAUAAGGGAUGUAGUUUCUUGGAACUCAAUAAUAAAAGCUUUUGCUUUACAUGGGCAAGGGAAGCAGGCAUUGGACUUGUUCAAACAAAUGGAUGUUGAACCUGAUGCAACCACCUUUGUUGCUCUUCUCUCCGCUUGUAGUCAUUCGGGAAUGGUGCAUGAAGGGGUUGAAAUAUUUGAUACCAUGUCCAACAGCUAUGGGGUUGUUCCCCAACUUGAUCACUAUGCCUGCAUGGUUGACAUUCUUGGGCAAGCUGGGCAUCUCGUUCAGGCUGUGAAGCUCGUAAGGGAAAUGCCCAUGCAACCGGAUUAUGUUGUCUGGAGUGCUUUGGUAGGAGCCUGCCGGAAACACGGUGAAACACAGUUAGCCAACUUUGCUGUAUCAAAACUAAGGGAGUUGGAUCCAGAAAAUUCUCUAGGAUAUGUAGUAAUGUCAAACAUACACUGUUCCACUGGUAGUUUUGAUGUAGCUAGUCUAAUAAGGAAGCGAAUGAAAGCACUUGGGGUACAGAAGGAGCCUGGCUUGAGCUGGACUGAUAUUGGUAAUCAAGUUCAUGAAUUUGUUUCAGGGGGUGGAGCACACCCACAAAGAGAGACAAUCCGCACUAAUACGAAAGAACUAGUUGGAAAAUUGAAGACACUUGGCUAUGUUCCUCAAACUAGUUUGGCCUUGCACGAUAUUGAAGAAGAGCACAAAGAGGAAGAAUUAUACUACCACAGUGAGAAGUUGGCUCUGGUGUUUACUUUGAUGAGCACUUCUGAUUUGAAUUGCAAGUUGGAUGCUGUUAGGAUCAUGAAGAAUAUUCGUAUUUGUCCAGACUGUCAUAAUUUUAUGAAAUUAGCAUCACAAUUAAUUCAAAGGGAGAUUGUUGUGAGAGAUUCAAACCGUUUCCACAAUUUUAUGAAGGGGUUUUGCUCUUGUAAUGAUUACUGGUAAUCCGCAGCUUACAUGGUCAGACAUUUUUCCUGUUGCAGACAACUUUAUUUGCAAAGUUGCGGCUCUCUGACUAGUCGGGACCCAGAUGCCAAUAUGUCCUUAGGUAACUAGUCUCAGUAGUUUCAUUGUCACUUAACAGACUGUGAAGAAGCAUCAACAAAAGAGGUCUUGAUCAAGUUAAGCCCUACAACAUGCAGAAACUUAUAAUCAUGGAACUAUCUUGAAGCAUAUAAGUUGUUUGUUUUGUCUUCCUGACAAUACAGAUGCUUUUCAAGUACUCUGUUCUGAUCCUCAAUGACCGAUGUUGUUAAAUGUAGCUUCCAUUAGGCUCAUUUUGGUUUGGAUUUUUGAAUAAGAAAUGGUAAAAUUAUAAAGAUUGUUGGAUUGACUUCUUGAGACAAUGGAAAAGCUACUGUUCCAAUCCUCAAUGACCCACAUCUACCUGUUUUUGGUUUGCAUUUUUCAGCUGAAGAAAGGUGAUGUUCUUUAGCUUGUUAGAUUGAUUUCUGGAGACAAUGGAAGUAUAGAGCAAAGACUAGUCAGUAUUAAAGGAUGACUGCAAUAUUCUUGUGGAGUAAAGAUGAGGAAUCAUUCUAUGGGUCCUAAAUCUGCUGACUUUCUACAGGUGCAUUUUGGAAGUUUUAUUUAUCUGGAUAAGUUGAUAAAAAGUAAAAGGAAAUCAGUGCACAAGGAUUUGGAAUUUGGAGGCUGCUCUGUAAUUACAUUGGGCAUUGGGGAAUCUCCAAACUUACCCAACUGAAGAUAAUAGAGAAGAGAUAAUUACUUAGUCAGUUCAACCCAGUUGAUGAACAUGUUCAUUGUUAUGCUGCAUCAAUGAUAUUUAACGGUUAAAAUGUAUUCACUAAAAAGCAAGGGUCUGCUUCAACAAAGGCUGUCUCUAACAUGAGGAUCAAGUCAGGUUAUAAAGGAGAAUAUGGUGUCAAAAGAGUGAAAUGGAUCCCUAAGUUGGGUACUAUGGGAGUAUGAGUCUCUAUUGGGUUGAUGGAUUAUAAACAUGUGCUGAUUAAGUGUGCAGCUGAGGCAGACUUCAAUAUAAUUUGGACGAGAGUUGGAAGGCCCUUAUUCUUGGAUACAGCAACGGCUACUGGCACACGUCCUAAUGUGGCCAGGGUGUGUGUGGAGGUUGAUGUAGCGAGGCCAGUCAUUUCGAGAGUAUGGGUGGCUAUCAAAGGGGAGACAGGAUUCUGGCAAAGAAUUGUGACAGAGGAUAUGCUGUCAUAUUGCUCCUCUUGCUGGCGUUUGGGUCAUUCAGCCGAGGAGUGUAAGAAAAAUUCUUCUGAGAUUGCGUCUCGGAACCAGAACAAUCAACACCUGAGGAUGCAGCGUGACCAAAAGAUUGAGGGGAGUAACAAUCAGGUGUAUGUCCCUGUGAGCAAUCUAGUUGUUAAUGGGGCCAAGGAAGACCAAUUUUUUACAGGCUGCUCCUUCGUCGAAUGCGUCACCGGUUGGUCCUGAUGCUUCCAGAAAAGGCAAAGAAAUUGAAGUGGAGGGGAAGCAGCCUGCUGGGUCUAUUGUGCUAGUGGAUGGAGGUGAUAGAACUAAGCGGCAGGAGCUUGUUUCAGGGAGUCAUGCUGGCGACAAAUCUGGUGCUGCGGUGGGUGGUGGUACUGAAGAUAUUGCUUCUAUUGGUCAUGGGAAUCAGGAUACAUGUGACGGGGUGGAGGGAACAUUGGAGGGGGAUCAAGGAGAAAUUGUUGCAAAGCUGGUUUCUAAAAGAGAACAUGAAGGUGAGGUGCGUCAGGUCCUUGAGAAGCAAUCCUUGGGCGCUAGACAGCAGCCUUUAGUCGCGGGGCAGAUUGUUUCUUUAAAUAGCAGUGGGUUGGAGAGUUCGGGUGCAAAGUUGAAUGGGGAGGAGUUUGGGUUAGACGGGGUAUAUAAGGAAGUUGAAGUUGAGCUACCUAUCGUCGCAGGAAAUUUAUCUCCAAGGAUGGCUGUUAGACGAGAAGUUGCUGGAGUCGCUGGUGUUGGCUUUGAACAUUGAUCAAUCUGUUGCGGUUGAUCAAGGUUCAAGCAAGCGAGAAGAAAAGGCGUGCGAGCUCGAUUUCCCUCUGACAGACAGCUUCGAACUGUGACAUCUUCCCAUAACUCCUUCCAGGUUUUAUCUCAUGAUUAAUGGCAUUUUUUGGAAUAUUAGAGGGGUGCUAAAACCCCUAAUCUAAGAAGAUUGAUUAAAUUAGUAAGGUUGUAUCAUGUUAAAUUCAUUGUGAUAAGUGACCCCAAGCUAGAUGUGUCUAAAAUUGAGUCGAUUCGGUUAUGAUUAUUGUUUGAUUUGGUGGGUGUUUAUAGUUCUGGUGAUAUAUGGGUGUUCUAUAGUAGUAUUUUUAUAUGUUCGAUUGUCGG
Molecule: messenger RNA, 4753 nt
Organism: Coffea arabica (coffee)
Lineage: Eukaryota; Viridiplantae; Streptophyta; Magnoliopsida; Gentianales; Rubiaceae
Product: pentatricopeptide repeat-containing protein At1g71420
Biological process (GO): RNA modification
Molecular function (GO): RNA binding; zinc ion binding; protein binding
Source: RefSeq, a predicted model, not a curated record